CAUAAGUUAUGACAACACAUCAAUAAAAGUGUCUUAACUGAGUAAGACAGUAAUCCGUCAAGUUCUAGAAAUUGGAAAUCUCAAAGAAGGCUCUCAGAGAACCCCUAGCCCAGAACGGGCUCAACAAUGGCGGCUCAAGAUCACCCACAACUCUCUGAGAAGAUCUUCUCUUCGUACAUAGGCCUGAGCUUCACACUCUUUCUCGGGCACUUACCCACACAAGCCUUCUCUCUGGUGUCAAGUCUCCAGGCUCGCAACAAGGAGCUAACCCUCCGGCUGAUCGAGACGGAGGAGCAGCUGAAGCAGGUCCUCUCUCGGAGAAAAGAGGACUCCAAAGCCAAUGCCAGGGUUGUGGAGAUCUUUGCGAGCCACCGGCACGCCUGGCAGAAGGAGGNAAUGGCGGCUCAAGAUCACCCACAACUCUUUGAGAAGAUCCUCUCUUCGUACAUAGGCCUGAGCUUCACACUCUUUCUCGGGCACUUACCCACACAAGCCUUCUCUCUGGUGUCAAGUCUCCAGGCUCGCAACAAGGAGCUAACCCUCCGGCUGAUCGAGACGGAGGAGCAGCUGAAGCAGGUCCUCUCUCGGAGAAAAGAGGACUCCAAAGCCAAUGCCAGGGUUGUGGAGAUCUUUGCGAGCCACCGGCACGCCUGGCAGAAGGAGGAGAGGAAGCUAUUGCUUCGGAUCCAGGAGGGGGGCGAGGAGAUCGAGAGGCUGAGGGGGAGAGUGCAGGAGCUGGAGAAUUCCGAGGUUAAGUUGAAGGAGUGCUUGGAGGAGAUGAAUAAGGAGAUGGGCGAGAGGGAUGAGAUGUUGAGCUUGAUGGGUUCGACUGCUAUUUCCUCUUGUGAGAUUGAGGGUGGAAUUGGGAGGGUUGGUGUUUCGGAUUCGGAGAGAAUGGAUUUCGGGCUUGGGGCCGAAGAGUUCUUCUCGAGGAGUGCGAAUAGUAUGGAAGAAGUUCAUAGUGCUUAUGGGGGGCCAAAGCUAUUCAGUUCUGCUUCCAACUUCUGGCCUGAAAGAGCUAGUCCUUGGCAGGAUAUGAAGUAUGAUACUCAUGGAUCAUUGUAUAAUAUAAAGCAUUUUGUAGCAAGAAGAGAGGUACCUUGGAAAGUAGAUGGGGAAUCAGCUGGAGUUUCAUCAAAACUGAAACUCCUUGAACAGGAGUUGCUAAUUCUGGAAAGGAUUGGUAAGGCAGAUUUAUCAAUGGUACCGUCAUUGUUGCGGAAGCAAGCUAAGAGAUAUCAGUCACUCUCUGGAAAAAUUGACGACCUCUGUAGAAGAAUGCAGGCUAGUGAUCCCGUGGACCCCACGCUGUCUUCCGAGUUUCGAACACAACGACAAACAGAGUAUUUGCUUGAAGCGUUCAGGCUUCAGCAGCAAGCGUCCGAAGCCGGUCAGAAGCUGUUAGGGCUCCACGCGGAAAUGGGGAAGGGUUGCUGCGGCGGGGAUGGAACUGAAGACCAACCAAAACUAGCUACAAGGAGAUCCUUCGACUCGAUUCGGAACAACUUCAGGAAUAUUCAAAGAAAUUUGGAAAUAUGGCUGGCAAGAAUUAUUGGGGAUGUUGAGGGCAUCUUAGCAAGAGAUGGCACUUCAUGUGUCCGGGACUAUUACAUGUCUAGGUACCCUUUUGUUCAAGAGUGACAUGUUAAUCUAACCUUAUUUUAGAACCAUUCAUGUUGUCCCUUAGUUUUAUAGCUUUCCUAGGUUUUGCCUUUGGUAAAUUCUCUCUAUAGCCUAAGUGCGUACUCAUCUGGUAAAUAAACAACUUCAUUUAAU
Messenger RNA from Cuscuta campestris, 1776 nucleotides. Lineage: Eukaryota; Viridiplantae; Streptophyta; Magnoliopsida; Solanales; Convolvulaceae. The record is from the annotation of a GenBank genome assembly.